Salvia splendens (bonfire salvia) is the source of this 1200-nucleotide messenger RNA. RefSeq lists its product as uncharacterized. The transcript has 3 exons. The coding region runs from base 261 to 1097 and encodes 278 amino acids. The record is from RefSeq and is a predicted model, not a curated record. NCBI's taxonomy places the organism in Eukaryota, Viridiplantae, Streptophyta, Magnoliopsida, Lamiales, Lamiaceae.
UGGGUGCUUAAUUAAAAAUGAAAAUGUUAGGGAGAUGUGCUUCUCUUUUAUCCUUUUGUAGAGGAAGAAAAGGAAAAUACAUCCGAUCGCUCAACCAACAUUAAGUACUACUCUCUCUCUCCAUGUUUGCAACUUAGCCAUAAAAAUAAAUGAUGGCUCACCUUCUUCAUGUGAAUGCUGUAAAAGCCAAAGGUAAGACCUACUACUAACAUCUCUAACUCACCUCAACCUCUCUCCCUCUAGGAAAAAAUAAGCCAAAAAUGCUCAUGAGACAAGAGAGUUCACUCUCAGCGUCUCGUCGACAAGCGGCCUGCACCACGCCGGAAACUCAGCAUGCGAAAGCCAUCGGGUGCAUGUCGGGCAUCAUUCACCUCUUCUCCAAGUAUCAAAAAUCCAACAGACGCCUCACAUUUGGCAAAAAUCAAGAGAAAAAGAAAGCAGCAACAAAUUCAGUGGUGAGGAGCCCGACGCUUCCACCGGAGAUCCGACGAGUAGAGAAUUGUUCGUCGGUGGUGGCGAGGCUCAUGGGAGUGGAGGAUUCGAAGCGGAUUGAGGAUAGUGUUGGGGAGAAACGGCAGCGGCUGAUGGAUGCUCUGGAGAAAUGCAAUGAGGAUUUGGAGGAGCUGAAGAGGAUCAUCAAGGCGGUGCAGGCGGCGAAUGGUGGCAUCAAAAUGUGUACGGACGAGUUAAUAUGUUCGCCCCUCACCACACAUAUUACCACAGGAGAGGUGCAGGUUCCACAACAUCGGAAGCCGACAGCCACAAAGAAGCCCGGAGAGGAUGAGGAAGCCAUAGCCAUAGCAAGACUAGUGACCAAAUCCACAAUCAUUGAAUCAUCACUGGAGAUGAGGCGUCGGGCGGCGGCGGCAGCAGCCUCAUCACCGCCUUGGAGCAGCAGAGCUAUGGUUGAGAGCGUAGAAGAAGUGUGCAAUGACAUAGGAUGGGGUGAAAAGAGGGAAAUUGGGAGAAUAGGGUUAGUGUUGCAAGACCAUGUGUGCAGAGAGUUGAUUGAAGAGCUUGUCAAAGAUUUGAAAUCUUCCUCAAUUAUUCCACCACUUCCUCUUGAGGCAUGUAAAAGGAAGCUUUGUUUUUCAUAAGUUUGUCAAUGCAAUUUGCAUACUUGCAUGAUUUGAACGUUGAUGUUGAAAUUUUUUAGUUUACUUUUUUUAAUUAAUUUAGGUGAUAAACGUGCCACUCAAA